CUUUGGUUGGAGAGGGCUGGGGGUCCCCGCUGUCACCCCCCUGCCGUAGGGACCCUGUGGGGUGACGCACUGCCACCACCCACCGCUGCCCUUUCCUUUUCUCCCCUCCCAGGUGCUCUCGAGCCGGGGCGAGGGGAUGAGGUGCCCCCCUGCCGCGUGGUGUGCCGAAGCGGCUCUUUAGAUCCUCCCCGGCCCAAGCCUCCCCUGCCAUGGAUGCCUCGGGGGCUCUUGCUUCGGCUCCCUCCUCCGCGGCUCCCUCGGGCUCCCGCAGCCCCAUGUUUCCCCCAGGAGCUGACAGAGAGGAGUGGGGACCGAGGUUCAAUUGUGCCCCUUCCACCUCUGCUGCAGCCUCGCAGGCGAUGCCAGCAUCUGGCCGGAAGAGGAAGGCCAACUUCUCCAAUGACGAGACCGAGACACUGGUCUGGAAUGUGGUCCGGCAUUUCAGCGCCCUGUAUGGGUCUGAAGCCCUGCGGGCUCACCCCGUGCGGCGGAAGCAGCUCUGGACCCAAAUCCAAAGCCGCGUCAACUUCCUGGGCUACACCGAGCGCUCCAUCGACGACCUCAAGCACAAGUGGCGCGACCUGCGGUUGGACGUCAAGAAAAAGAUCACCUCCAAGAAGCACCUGCCUAUGAACCGCGCUGGCGGGCCGCUGCACAAGCCGCGCCUCACGCCCCUGGAGAAGAUGGUGGCUUCCACCUUCUUGCAGGCCAGCCACGACUCGGAGCCCGAAAUCAUCUUGGACCCAGAUCUGUUCUUCCCCGGCGCAACCAAGCAGUCCUUCAUGCACCUGCAGCCCGGCGUGAGCCACCCCAGCAUCUACAUCGACACCAACGGGCAGCCCUCAUCCCUGCCCGACGUGGAGGGCUCCGCCGUGCCCCGGCUGGCGGUGCAGAGCCCAGACCCCUCGGUCAUCUGCGAGUACAGCCGAGGGGAAGGGCAGAGCAGUUCGGCCGAGUCGGGACCAGAGCUGCGGACUCCGGACAUGACAGCCAUUUCCCCAUCCCUGCGAAACGAGUCCCUCGUCUCCUACGCCUCCAUGUCGGAGGAGGAGGAACGGGAAGGCCGGGAGGUGGAGAGGGGCCACGGCGGGGCCAUGGGGCUGCAGCCUGGGCCCGAGGCCCCGAUGUCCGCGGAGGAGGACAUGAAACUGUCCCGCCAGGCCAUGCUGAUCCGCCGGUGCAGCUCCCAGGGCUCCGUCACCUCCCUGCCCGAGGACCCUCUCAACCCCGUGGACGCUCACUCGGACUGGGGACACGAGGGGGUGUCCGACCUGCCCCCUCUGGGCCGCUCGCUCGACUCCUCCUCGCACCCCGAGGAGCAGGCGGGGGGCUCGGGCCCGGAGAUGGGGGCUUUGCCCAGGGUACUGAUGGGGCCCACCUGGGAGAAGCCGACGGAGGAGGAUCCGCCGGCACGCUCCCCGCUGCACGGCGCCCUGACUGAGGAGUCGCUGCCCUCCUCCGCCUCCCCCCCGGGGGACGCCCCCGCUGCCCCCGGCCCGGCCCGCGGCGUGGGCUGCUCCCGCCUGCGCGAGGACCGCCGGGAGAGCUGGAGGACUAACAUCCAUCACCUGCUGGACCUGGAGGAGCAGUGGGACCAGCUGUACCACCAGGAGCUGGCCAUGUGGCAGGAGGAGCGGGCCACGCAGCGCGAGGAGAGGGCCCGCGACCGCGAGCUCCAGUUCCGCCUGCUGGGCGUCCUGACGGACAUCCGCGACGAGCUGCGCUACCUGCGCCAGGAGAGGGCCAGCGCCCGGCAGAGCCAGGCGCCGCCUGCCGAGCCCCGGCCGGACCCCAGCCCGCUCCUGGAGCAGCCCAAAGCCGAGCCCGGCUUCCCCGAGCCGCAGGCCGGGAACGCCAGCUGGGCAGAGACCGCCGUGCCCAGCCGAAGCCCCUUCGGGAACCGGGGCCGGGGCCGGCGCAGAGGGCGGCCGCGUGGCUCUGCCUCCAGACACAGACGGCUCUUCCUCACCAACAGCUAGGGCAGGCGGGGGACGCUGUCCCGCGAAGGACGUGGUGUGCGGACAGCCCUCCCUCCCCGCGCGGGGCUCCGGGUGUGCGGUGGGUGCCUGGCCACGGACCGAUGGGGGUGCUCGCGGGGGAGCGGUGCGCGUCUACGUGCGCGUGUCGCGGAG
Molecule: messenger RNA, 2132 nt
Organism: Oxyura jamaicensis (ruddy duck)
Lineage: Eukaryota; Metazoa; Chordata; Aves; Anseriformes; Anatidae
Exons: 3
Coding region: 210-1979 (589 amino acids)
Cellular component (GO): nucleus
Source: RefSeq, a predicted model, not a curated record